Messenger RNA from Elgaria multicarinata webbii, 2803 nucleotides. RefSeq names its product regulator of calcineurin 1 (gene RCAN1). Gene Ontology annotation, biological process: calcium-mediated signaling. Lineage: Eukaryota; Metazoa; Chordata; Lepidosauria; Squamata; Anguidae. Gene Ontology annotation, molecular function: nucleic acid binding; calcium-dependent protein serine/threonine phosphatase regulator activity. The transcript has 4 exons. The record is from RefSeq and is a predicted model, not a curated record. Bases 26 to 820 code for a protein of 264 amino acids. Gene Ontology annotation, cellular component: nucleus; cytoplasm.
CCCCGGCUCCGCCCCUCAGCUCGGUAUGGAGGACCGGGGGGGCGACCGGAGGGAACUGGAGAGGCCGUACGAAGAAGAGGACGAAGGCAAGGCGGCGGCAGCGGCGGCAGAGGAAGCGGCCGUGGCCGUUGUCGUCCCGAAGCCCGAAGCCGACGAGGAGGCUGAGCCGGAGCAAGUGGCGGGGGGGCCUCCGGAGUUCGAGUCGGAGUGGAGCUUCGUCGACAUGGAGACCGUGUCGCUGCGCGAUCUGCCCACCGGGCUCAUCGCCUGCAACCUACCUCUGGCCGUCUUCUUCGCCGAUGGGCCGUGCAGGACCCGAUUUGAAGCUCUCUUUAAAAAAUAUGACAAAGAUGUUACCUUUCAGUAUUUUAAGAGUUUUAAAAGAAUAAGGAUAAACUUCAGCAACCCUUUGUCAGCAGCUGACGUUAAAAUCCGGUUACAUAAGACAGAAUUUCUUGGAAAGGAAUUGAAACUGUAUUUUGCUCAGUCUUUGCAUAUUGGAAGCCCACACUUAGCACCACCAGCUCCAGAAAAACAAUUCCUGAUCUCGCCUCCAUCUUCUCCUCCAGUUGGUUGGUCACAAGCAGAUGAUGCUAAACCUGCAAUUAAUUAUGAUCUUUUAUAUGCAAUCUCCAAACUAGGACCAGGAGACCGGUAUGAACUUCAUGCUGCAACUGAAACUACUCCCAGUGUUGUUGUCCAUGUGUGUGAAAAUGAUGACGAACACGAGGCAUUAGAAGAGGAAGAAGCCGCCAAGAAACCAAAACCAAAAAUUAUUCAAACCAGGAGGCCAGACUAUACUCCCACUUAUCGAAGCUGAACUACAUAGAGCUUUCAUGCGUUCCAAACUGGCAUGCUCAAGGGAGACAUUGAUGAAAUGACAGGUCACACAUUUGAUGACAUUACGGAUGGAAGCAGAAAUUCAAACAGAAAGAUACUUUAUGAAAGGGAAUGUCUUCAUUUGUUUGUCUUUCAAUGCUGCACGUUCACUCAUGAGACAGAUCGCAACAUGAAGUUCCUGAAUGGUUGUCUUGGAAAAUAAUCAGAUGUGGUGGCAUUGGGGCAAAUAUAUGUUUGUGCUUAGGAAUAUUUCCAGAUACUAUAGAUUUCUGUUACAAAGCAGCUGGGGAUGCUUCCCCUGUUUAUGUAUAUGCCCUAUGAUAAAUUUAUCUCAUUCAUAGGUUAGUUUAUGUGGCUGCAAUUCUAAAACACACUCAUUAGUGAAUACAUCCUAUUGGAAUCAGCAGGGAAAACAAGUGGGUGUGUUAGGACUGUAGCUUGUAAAUGGCAUAUGGUGAUAAAGAGAGAGUUUUAAAGAUUAAGUAAGACAUUGUUAAUAAUUUUUCAUAUUAGAUUUUCUGCAUGCAUGUAGAAUUUCAAAAGUAAGCUUGUUUAACGUUGUCUGUACUUUCUGAUUUGUCAUUGUUGAGAAAAAUGAUCUCAGAUACUGAUUUCUCAGCUUUCUUUCUGAAUUAUGAUUGUAUUGGAUUUCACUUUUCAGUGGGAACACUUUUUUAGUAAAACACUUUUAAGUUUGGUGCAAUAUCCCUUUUUAAUGUUAACUGCCAAUGUAUCGCUUGUCUAGAAAAUCUAUAAAAUACUUGUGCAGAUUUUAAGUGGGUGGGUGAUUUAAAAUUAUUCUAAAUGAAAUUAUUUAUAUUGGUUUAAACCAUAUUGACUUCUUUACCGAUCAGAAGUGCAGGAAACCUGCAGACUAAUAUUGUUACAGUUCACAAAUAGUGACAGAAUAUAAGCUGUAUUUUCUUAGCCACAAAUGUGUAUAUUUAUAACUGUUGCUAUUAAAUGUUGUUAAUGGUGCUUGAGCACAGCUAGUGUGUAAACAAAUGUGAAAUGUGGCAUUUGAGAAGGAUGGAGUGCCUUUUUCUCAUGAAUUCUGGAGAGGAGGGAUGAUUGUUGCACUAGCUGAAAGCUUAUUCGGGGGGUUUUAAUUGGCAGUGAAUAUUUGAUAGAGCUGUAUUCUGCUUAAGCAUCAUCAACCAAGAUAUAAUUCCCAGUAUUUGAUGCAAAACCACAAUGCAUUUUUUCCAGUGCUUUGCUGUAGGAACAGCAUUCUGUUAGCUACUGCUAAAAGGCUAGUAGCAAAUGGUGUAAACCUUAAGCACUCCUUAAGUUUUACAACCAUAACUUAAGCACAUAGUGAUGUCCCACUUCAAGUAUUUCUAGGAAUUUCUUUUUAGAAUGGAUUCUUGAAAUGAAAUUAAGAGGCUUUUAAAAAUAAACACUCUUCACAAUUUGUGAUGACUAAGAAAUGGUGUUCUCUUUUUUAUGGUGGUAAGGGAUUUCAUGCUGCUUGCACAUUUUUUAAAAAAUAAAAAGCCUGAUAUUUUCUUAUGUAUGUCAGUAAGGCUCUGUUUUAGGAGAACAUGUUCUGUCAGUUACAGAGACAGAAAUUCAGUGAGAGGGUUUCUACUACAAAGUCUACCAUCCUUUUUGGAACAGAUGUAGCCAAUGUGGUAAAAAUAGCUAUAUAAAGUCAGCAGUACUGAAUGUACUAUAUUUGUAAUAUUCCUGCUUUUCCCAAGAUGUGCUAAAAGCUAUGAAGCCAAUGCAAUACAAAGAUAAAUGAAACAGCAGUAUGUAUUCUGUUUUCUUUCAAAGGGCAGUAAAAGCUUAAUAGAAAACUCUUAUUUGUACCAAAUAAACAUCAGCAACUAUACAUAUAGUCCUUACAUAGGGGCUGCCCUCUGUACUUGUUCCUGUGUUAAUUUUGAAAACACAAAUGCAGGAUAUCAUAAUGCAGGUCUUGAUUGUAUUAAAGCUUUUCCUCCUGCACGGAAUCAAU